Messenger RNA from Neoarthrinium moseri, 1620 nucleotides. RefSeq lists its product as uncharacterized. The record is from RefSeq and is a predicted model, not a curated record. NCBI's taxonomy places the organism in Eukaryota, Fungi, Ascomycota, Sordariomycetes, Amphisphaeriales, Apiosporaceae. Gene Ontology annotation, biological process: protein deubiquitination; spliceosomal complex assembly; mRNA processing. Bases 1 to 1620 code for a protein of 539 amino acids. The transcript has a single exon. Gene Ontology annotation, molecular function: cysteine-type deubiquitinase activity; zinc ion binding.
AUGUCGAAGCGACCGGCAUCAGAGGCUUUGGAUGAGCUCUCAGGGGUCGGCUCGCCCGCGUCGAAGAAGUCGCGGCUGGAUGACGGGCCGACUGAGCUGUCGAAUGGCAGAUUGAACGGCGGAAGCGCAACCCCAGACCAACGCGACAAGGCUGACGAGAACGACGGCUUCGACGACGAGGACGACACUCCAGAAAGAGCACCGCUACGGCAGUCUGCCCCCACUGCAGGAUACGACGACCUGUACCUCGACACAAUAGAUCGCAAUGUGCUCGACUUUGACUUCGAGAAGCUCUGCUCCAUCAGUCUCUCUAACAUCAACGUCUACGCAUGUCUGGUCUGCGGACGGUACUACCAGGGCCGCGGUCCCAAGUCCCACGCUUAUUUCCACGCCCUGGACGAGAAUCACCAUGUGUUCAUAAAUAUGGAGACCCAGAAGGUCUUCGUGCUGCCGGAGGGCUACGAGGUCAAGAGCAAGUCGCUAGAGGAUAUUAAAUACGUCUCGGAUCCGCGGUACUCAAAGCAGGAGGUUAUGGAGCUGGAUCGCAAGCCCAGAAGCGCGUGGACACUUGGUGGGAAGGAGUAUGCGCCGGGCUAUGUGGGAAUGAACAAUAUCAAGGAGAACGACUACCUCAAUGUUGUGGUGCAGGCUCUGUCGCAUGUGCCGCCGUUGAGAAACUAUCUCCUACUGGAGGACCUUUCGGCGCGAUCCGAGUUGGUCAAGCGAUGCAGUAUCCUGUUCCGCAAGAUCUGGAACCCGAGGGCUUUCAAGAACCACGUUUCGCCCCAUGAGUUGCUUCAAGAGAUCUCAUUGCGCUCCAAUAAGCGCUACACCUUGACUGCGCAGUCGGACCCGGUCGAAUUUCUAUCGUGGUUUUUGAACAACCUCCAUCUCGGAUUGGGGGGAAGCAAGACGAAACCGGGGAGCAGCAUCGUUCAGCGUAUAUUCCAGGGAAAGCUCAAGGCCGAGUCACAGGAUAUCACAGCCAGAGCCGAUGUUGGCGACCGCCUAAGAUUCGAAGAGGCAGCUGAAGUCAAGACCGACAUCAACCGAUUUCUUUUGCUGACCCUUGAUCUACCCGCCGCACCGCUUUUCCAAGAUGAACUCGAGCGGAACAUCAUCCCACAUGUACCUCUCACGACUAUUCUGUCAAAAUACGACGGUGUGAAGGCUCAGGAGCAUCUGGCACAGCGGAAACGCUACCGAUUGAUGCACCCGCUUCCCCCCUACCUUAUAUUCCACAUCAAACGCUUUUCGACCAACAAGUUUGUCUCGGAACGCAACCCCACGAUUGUGACAUUUGACGCGCGGAACCUAGACGUUUCGCCCUACGUGGAGCCCAACCCCGCGGAGCACACACCAGGAGAGCCAAUCUGGUACGACCUGGUCGCCAACGUAAUACACGAAGCGGUCAGGGCGAAAGAGGACGUAGCAGACUCAGGAGAGGAGAGGAAGACAUGGAAAGUGCAGCUGAGGGACAAGGGGCGAGACGAGUGGGUGACGUGCCAGGAUCUCUUCGUUGAGAAGACGCAGAAGGAGCUGCUUUACCUCGGAGAAUCAUACCUGCAGAUCUGGGAGAGACGUCGUGACCCCAAGGCGAAAGGAAAGGGAAAGGCUUAG